UACAUAAAGUAUAUUUGUAUAUUUGCAAUUUUGUGCAAUUUUUCGGAGUUUGCAUUUCACUAUUUUAUACUGAAUACUGAAUUUGUUUUUGAGCAGGUAAAUUGAGUAAAUGCAUGUUUAGUCUAGAACUUGCAAUUGAACUUGCAAAUGCACAUGCCUCUGCGCUUACUCCCAAAUUCUCUCAACGUAAAAACAAGAGAGAUCUCAAUCAAUAUAUGGUAAACAAAGUAUCUUGUGUUUCUUAUUUGAACAAAUAUGUUGUUGUAAUUUUUUUAAAACUUUAAGUUACUUGUAAUGCGUUACCCCAAACACUGGAUGCCACCAUAUACACAAAGAAACACAAUGUAGACUUGGCAUGACAAGAAAAGAAUACCUUUAUAUAAUUAAUGCUAAUUGUGUAAUGCUACAGAUAUCCUGAUGCUUAGUAGUCUUUGGACAGAUGUAGCUCAGAUCAGUCAGAAUGUAUGAGCAUCACAAUAAAUUGCAAUUAUCCCUUCCAAAUAGGCUACUACUCUAAUAACUAAUAUUUAAAAUAUUAGUAAGUAAUUCAUUACUGACUAGAAUAUAUCAUGGAACAUGAUCUUUACUAAAUAUCCAAAUAAUUUUUGUAAUAAACGAAAAAUCUAUCAUUUUGAUCCAUACAGUGUAUUGCUGGCUAUUGCUACAAAUAUACCUGUGCUACUUAUGACUGUUUUGUGCUCCAGGGUCACAAAUAGCCUAUGUACUAGUAUGUAAUAACAAGACAUUAAUAUACUAGUCAGUGGACAAAAAUGCAAGGCUGAACCAUGUCUUGAAAAUACGAUAGAAAUUUAUAUUUUCAUUUUUAUGUGAACUAUGUUUUUCAACUUGUUGAGCACUCUAGACACUUGAGGGUUUCUUGUUCAAAAAGUUAAACUAGAAUUUUAAAUGAUUUUAUUAUUAUAUGACUCAAUUCGGUGGAUGAUAACUCUCACUCAUUUUGAGUUUUAUGAAGCAGUGUGAUGGUUAAUGGUAUUCUGCAAAACAGAUAUAAAGAGGAUAUUUUUGCUAUAGUGAUGCAUUGCUGGUUUUCACUAAACUAGUCCACAAGUACGGAGUGUCAGCUGAUGCAACGAAUUGUGGUUGUCUAGAGUUGAUUUUUAUACACAUAUGUUUUCUAGACAAACGCUGCUUCGACGCUUGGUUUGGGGAAAUAAUUAGCUUUUUUGUUUGUUUGCAGAAGUUCUUUGAAUUUCUGCCUUGAAGAGGAACUGACGUUAGCUAAAACAGGUCAAUCAGAGCAAGAGAGAGAGAGUGAGAGAGUGUGUGUGUGUGUGUGUGUGUGUGUGUGUGUGUGUGUGUGAGAGAGAGAGAGAGAGAGAGAGAGAGAGAGAGAGAGAGCUAACGCUAGAGCAACCGCACUGUCUGCUAGCACUGCUGCCGUUUGUGCUUUAUCUGUCUCAAAAGCUAAACUUCACUUAUUAACGCGACUGGGGGAAAUAUUAUGCAUUCGGUGGACCUUUUUGAGUGUUCAUAACUCUAUAUUGCCAGUUGGGGGAGUUUGGGUCAGUGCAGGACGGUGUUAUUUGUUUCCGAUCAGAGCAGUUGAGCUGAGUUAGCUUAGCAGCCAGCGAGCCCAAGUUCCUUCAAGCGCCUUUGCGUUUCGCUAUCAAAAUGCCUGCUAUGUUGGAGAAGGGCACCACUGAGAUAUCGGGUAAAAGAAGGGGCAGACACUCUGUGAAUAAUCCGACCAAAAGUUUUACUUCAAAUGGGAACAGUAACAAUUCAUGGGAGGAAGGAAGUUCGGGUUCCUCAAGUGAUGACGAGCAUGGUGCUGGCGGGAUGCGAGUUGGAUCGCAGUAUCAGGCAGUUGUUCCUGAUUAUGAUUCUGAGGUAGCAAAGGCAAGCCAAGAGAGAGAUAAUUUGGGAAUGCUGGUGUGGUUUCCAAAUCCAAGUAUACCAGAGGCCAAAUUGGAUGAGUACAUUGCAAUAGCCAAAGAAAAACAUGGGUACAAUAUGGAGCAGGCAUUGGGCAUGCUGUUUUGGCACAAACACAACAUUGAGAAAUCUUUGGCAGAUCUCCCCAACUUCACCCCUUUUCCAGAUGAGUGGACAGUUGAAGACAAGGUGCUGUUUGAACAGGGUUUCAGCUUUCAUGGAAAGACAUUUCACCGCAUCCAGCAGAUGCUCCCAGACAAGUCAAUUGCAAGCUUGGUUAGAUUCUAUUACUCGUGGAAGAAAACGCGCAGUAAAACGAGUGUGAUGGACCGCCAUGUGCGCAAACAGAAGAGAGAGAGAGAGGAGAGUGAUGAUGGAGAAGAAAAUAGUUGCAUCUCUCCAGGGGAUGCAGAACUUGAGCCAAAUAAGGAUGAGAAGAAAGAGGGAAUGUCUGGACCUGAGAAACCAGAUUCAAAACCCGCAGUUGUGCAGAAGCCAGCAAAUCUUACAGAAAAGUCGAUGCAUGUUAAGAAAGAAGUACAGGGACUUGCUGGGAGGAACCUACACCGGGCAAAGAAGAAACCUCCUAAAGGAAUGCAUUUAAACUCUGAUGAUGUGGCGGCAAUGUCUAGCAGCGGCCCGGCAGCAGUCAGUGUUCUGAGACAGCUGGAUAUGGAGCUCAUCACUAUAAAACGACAGAUUCAGAGCAUUAAACAGCACAAUAGUGCCCUCAGAGAAAAGCUGGACACAGGUGUGGAUGAGUUUAGGCCAUCUGAGGCUAAUCAGAAAUUUAAUACCCGCUGGACCACAGAAGAACAGCUGCUUGCAGUACAAGCUAUAAGGAAGUACGGGCGGGAUUUCCAAGCCAUUUCUGAUGUGAUCGGCAACAAGUCUGUGGUUCAAGUGAAAAACUUCUUUGUGAAUUACCGGCGGCGCUUCAACCUGGAUGAGGUACUGCAGGAGUGGGAAGCUGAGCACGGCGUGGAGGGACGCAAGGGUUUAGAUGAAGAGAAAAUGGAGGUGUCAUCUGAAGAGGGAAACACCCCGGGGCCUUCAGAAAACCAGGCAGAGGAACCAACGGCCAUGGAAACACAGAACCCUUCAGUUUCAUGAGUACUCCAUCAGUGGUCAGCUGAGCUCAGAUCAGUUAAUAUCACAGCUGUGCAUAAGAAGCAUUAAGGCUUCGGUUGCCUCAAGUGAAGUCUCUUCGUAAUGGACAUUCCCCCCCGCCACAUCCUGGUCCCUCUGACUCCCACCCCUCUACUGGUCCCAGGACUCUCACAGAACUAGGAUCAUCACUGCCAACAGAAGUAGAGUCCCUGUCUGGUCUCUAGCAGUCUGGUGCUCCAACAGUUAUAUUCUCCACAAAUGCUAAUUGGUCUGUUAUGGGGGAACAAAACACCCAUAUACCCAUCCCAACAUCAUUGGACAGAGAAUUGUGAUCUUAAAAGAUCUCUUAAGGAGUCUAAAGGAGUUUAAUAUCACUUGACCAUCUCUCUUUCUUGAUAUGCACAUAGGACUUUGACUUGGUCCUGGUCCAACAUUCCUUUCCAGUUACUUUUUUGUUGCUGUAGCAUAAUAUCUAGUUAUAUGAUUUGCUAUUUUAAAAUAGUUUGGGGGGGUUAGUUGAUCUCUGGUUGGAUUAAGCUAUUUAUUUGCAUAAAACGUGAAUUAUACGAACUGCUCUGUAUAGAUACAGUGAAAUGCCAGUGUAGAUGAAAUUUCAAUAAUUUUAAUACCAAUUUUAAUAUUAUUCUUUUAAAUAUGAGAUGAUUUGCAGCUCUUAUAUUAAGUGAGUUGGUUUAGUAUUAGGGCAUAAUAUAUACCGUUUAAUCAUGGACCCUUGUACAUGUGUAUUUGAAAUGCAUUUCUUGGCUGAGGCUGUUGACUGUGAGAACAGGCACAGCAGAGUGUUGUAACAGAAUGGGAAGUAUUUUUCGUUCUUGCUUGGAUUUUUUAAAUCUUAUUUCGAACUGUGUUUUGCAUGCAUGAACGGUUCUUCAUGCCAGGGUCAAGCUUUUCACCCUCUUAGGGGUGUCUAAGCGUAUAUGGAUUGCCGUGUGUAGGUAAGAAUUUCAAAAUAUGGCAGCAUAUCUAAAUUGCUACUACUAUUCCAUGCUUGUAUGUGUUUUUCCACACAUCCUAAUUUAUGAUGGUGUUUGGAGAUGUUAGAUGGGUUCCUGUUGUUCGUUUUUUUUUGUUUAAAUUGAAGUUAUUUAAAAUACAUGCACUCUUACUUUUUUCGACCAAAUCUUUCCCUCUAAUAACUGUAACGGUACCCUACAUGUGUGAACUCCUUUUAAACUGAUUAUGCGUGCAGAUAAUGUACAUGGAUGGGGUGAAGUUCUGUGUGUGCGUGUGUGUGUGGGUGGGAGCUAAUGUGGUCAUAGACUGUGGACCGUAUAUGUAAUCAGUUUGUCACAUUAGUCAUAAUAAACAUAAGGGAUUUAUACUG
Messenger RNA from Carassius auratus (goldfish), 4351 nucleotides. RefSeq names its product REST corepressor 1 (gene rcor1). Gene Ontology annotation, cellular component: transcription regulator complex; histone deacetylase complex. Lineage: Eukaryota; Metazoa; Chordata; Actinopteri; Cypriniformes; Cyprinidae. Bases 1633 to 3009 code for a protein of 458 amino acids. The transcript is spliced from 13 exons. Gene Ontology annotation, biological process: negative regulation of DNA-templated transcription; regulation of transcription by RNA polymerase II. The record is from RefSeq and is a predicted model, not a curated record. Gene Ontology annotation, molecular function: transcription corepressor activity.